UCCUCCUUGAGAGGGGGCCAAGAAGCCAAAGGCAAAUGGAGGGAGCCCUCUCUUUCUUCUCCCCUUCUCCCUUCUCUUCCAAUCGCUCCAACCUCUCUCUCCCAAAGAAACCUCUCUCCCUAUUCUCCUCUCGGCAAGCCUCAAUUCCCAGGGUAUCGCCUCAGCCCAAGUCCUCGAAGGGAACCCGUAAACCCGAUGUCCGGAUUUCUCCCAAUACCGCAGGGAGGAGUCGAAUUCCUCCGCCUCUUGAUUCCAAGAAGAUAAAUAUCCAGAAGCUAAAUGCGGAGAUUUCUCCUCACAGAGCAGUCUCUGCGGUGAGGCUGCUGAGGAUUGAGCAAGGUGGCGCCUUUGCGGACCUUUUGAAUGAGAAGGGGAGGAAAGCUGCCGAGAAUGAGAUGAGUUAUGUCGAGAGGACACUUGGGUUUCGCACACGGGAUCUGGACGACAGAGAUAUUAGACUGGUGACAGAUGUUGUUGGAGGAACUGUUCGUUGGAGACGCUACCUUGAUUAUCUUAUCAUGUCUCUCUGUAACAAGGAGAGAAUGUUUACAGACAUGGAGCCACUUCUACUGCAAAUACUCCGCAUUGGGUUCUUUGAGAUCUUGAAGCUAGGCAUGCCGCCAUAUGCUGUUGUUGAUGAGAAUGUAAAACUUGCAAAAGCUGCUCUAAGGCCUGGUGCAGGGAAUUUAGUAAAUGCAGUCUUACGGAAGCUUGUCUCACUGAAGGAAAAAGAUUCACUUCCCCUACCAAAUUUAGAAGGAGAUGAUCGUGCACAAGCACGUGCUCUUGCUGUUAUUCAUUCCCAUCCAGUUUGGAUGGUUAGAAGAUGGACAAAAUUUCUGGGGCAAGAAGAAGCUGUGAGACUAAUGAACUGGAACAACAGUGAUCCGUGUUUCAGCCUAAGAGUGAACACUGCGAAAGGCUUUAAGAGGGUUGAUCUUGUUAACCGACUGGAAGAUUUGAAGGUUUCAUAUGAGCUGUCAGCAUGCAUGGACGAUUUUGUUCGCAUCCAUACUGGCAUGCAGAUUGUAAUACAAGCUGGCUUGCUAAAAGAUGGAAUAUGUUCGGUUCAGGAUGAGAGUGCUGGUCUGGUGGUGUCUGUGGUAGACCCACAACCGGGAGACACCAUCAUUGAUUGCUGUGCAGCACCUGGUGGAAAGACUCUUUUCAUGGCAUCACGUCUGAGAGGCCAAGGUAUGGUAAUGGCAAUUGACAUAAAUAGAGGUCGCUUGAGGAUUCUCAAAGAGGCAUGCAAGUUAUUCAAUGUCACUAAUGUGGUCACUACAACCCAUGCUGACCUUCGACUAUAUGCUGAAAAGCAUAAUGUAAAGGUUGACAAAGUCCUUCUGGAUGCUCCCUGCUCUGGAACAGGUGUUCUUUCCAAGAGAGCGGAUUUGCGUUGGAAUAGACAAUUAGAAGAUUUGGAGCACUUGAAGCAUUUACAAGAUGAGCUUCUUGAUGCAGCUUCCAUGUUGGUGAAGCCUGGUGGGAUACUUGUGUACAGUACUUGCUCCAUUGAUCCUGAAGAAAAUGAGGAGAGGAUUGCAGCAUUUCUUCUGAGGCAUCCGGAAUUUGUUGCACAUCCCGUGCGUGCAUAUGUGCCUCCAGAUUUCGUUACAGAUAAAGGUUUCUUUUUCUCAAAUCCAGUCAAGCAUAGUAUGGAUGGGUCAUUUGCAGCUCGGCUGGUUCAAUCCUUGGACUACCCAUACUAAGCACCAUAUAAGCGAAAUUUUCCAGCAUUUCCCAAAUCAUCAUGCUUUGGGAGGAUAAAUGUGCUUUAACUAUUGGAGUGGAGACA
Messenger RNA from Elaeis guineensis (African oil palm), 1798 nucleotides. RefSeq lists its product as uncharacterized. Lineage: Eukaryota; Viridiplantae; Streptophyta; Magnoliopsida; Arecales; Arecaceae. Gene Ontology annotation, biological process: rRNA processing; regulation of DNA-templated transcription; RNA methylation. The record is from RefSeq and is a predicted model, not a curated record. Gene Ontology annotation, molecular function: RNA binding; rRNA methyltransferase activity.